This is a messenger RNA of Pomacea canaliculata, 3948 nucleotides long. RefSeq lists its product as uncharacterized. The record is from RefSeq and is a predicted model, not a curated record. The coding region runs from base 247 to 1467 and encodes 406 amino acids. The transcript has 3 exons. NCBI's taxonomy places the organism in Eukaryota, Metazoa, Mollusca, Gastropoda, Architaenioglossa, Ampullariidae.
GUCCUCGAAAACCGGAUGUGAACUUGCGAGGUCGAGGUCAACUCGGAAGCUGUAAUGGCGACCAUGUGAAAAAUUUUAUAAAAUGUGUACUUUCCCCCCAACAGAGAUCUACAAAUUAACAGAUGCUUUUUAACAAUACAGAGAAACGCCAGCUGUGAAAGGUCAAGGUUGGAACGAUUAUUGUUGGUAACAGAGAGUUGGUGGAGUGGUCCUCGUUAUCUCAGCCGUGACAGUUAAUGCUGACAAAUGGACACACCGCCUUUAAACCAGCCAUUGUUUCGCCCUCCACGGCCUCGAAUUCCUGUAUGGCAGAGAAAACUUGGAGUACCAGAACAUAGUUUACCAUCCAAUCAGACUGCCAUGGGAUUGUUUAAUCGAGCAGCACAAAUUUCAGCAGAUCUGCAGAAACCCUAUCAGAGGCCUGAACGACCUAAUCAGAAUGGACCAAUUAGACCAAGUGUCCCUGUGGAAGCAGCUAACAAACCUGUGCCUCUUCCCAUAGUCAAGAAAGAGCUUUUAGAAAUGAUUUCUUUUGCCCAGGAAAAGCUAAGGAGAGAGCGUGAGGCUAUCUUGAAAAAGAUGCAUCCAGGCAAAAUGCUUGAAAAAAAUGAUGGAAGUCUGCUUGGCAAGCAAGAGAAUCUUCCAGUUGGAAGAGGAGGAGUGGUUAAGAAUUCAGAAGGACCAGAUCUUGGAAGAGGAAGAGGUGUGAUCCAAGAUUCAGGGAAAGGAGGCCUAAUGGUUAAUGUGCCCAAUAAUGCACCAGGGAGAAUGCCCAGCAUAGGUGGUCAACAUAGCAUUUCAGCCAAUUCCGAACUUGAAGUGAUUCCUAAACCACUUGGUGGCAUGAAUAGUCAGGGAGGGUAUGGCGAUCAAAGAUCUCACGGUCCCGAUGGGAAAUUGUCAGGCAUUGACAAUCCUGCAAGAUACAGCAGUUUAACAAAUGACAUGAAUGAGCUAGAUGAUCACCGGCAAAUCGAGACUGUGGGUGCACUAGGUCGAUCACCAAGGUUUGAAGGACCACGUCCAGUGGGACAUAGACAUAUGGGUGGGCCCGCUGAUGCUCCAAGACCAAAUAACAGAUCAUAUGGAACUUCAACCAGUCCACUGCCGGAGUUGGGUUAUUCGAGGAUGCCAGGUGACAUGGCAGUAGCUUGUAGUUCCAUGCAAGGAACAAAAGGUCCUGGAGAUCACCGAAACUUACAGCAGCCUGCUGGCGAUUGGCAGAGACCACAUGGUUGGUCUCAGGUGGAUCGGCCUACAUCUGGACCAGUAUAUGGGGAUUGGAACAGUUGGGGCAGUUGUCAGCAAUAUGGCUAUGGUGGUGGGUACGGUACUGUGGGAGAGACCCAUUUCCAGCAGUACAACCAGAUGAGUUCUUCCUACAGUCAGUACCACAAUUCACCAUCAUACUCGACACCCACCCAGGAAUUUGACUAUUCCUACAUGCAUGGCAGCCAUUAUUGCUAGGACUUCAAUGUGUUCAAUUGGUUGGUAACAGACCUCGAAAGCUUUGGUGAUGUUGUGUGACCAUCGUGACGUAAGCGGCGCGUGGUCCAGUGAUUUUAGGUGGUAUAAGCCAGAGGCUCUAUUCCACCUUCUGCCCGUCAGCUUACCCGCGCGUCUGCCCGUCUCGUGGAUAGAACAAAGGUGUAAAACGCACACUAUAGCCCUAUUACUAGUUAUCAGUCUGUUUCAUGCAUCUUAGACCAGUUUGAUAUUGACUGGAAAAGUUUUGUUCAGAGAAAGUGGAGUUGUUUGGGGUGUGGGAAAGAAUAUAUUAUAGAAAUAGAGUUAUGAUAAUAUAGUUAAAUUGGAGCAUUAGAAGCAAACUUAAUGAACAUAUGUGAUCAAUCUCUGGCAUUUUAUUUAUAACAAGGAAUAAGAAAUUAGGGUUAAAUCUCUUUUAUAGUAAGAUAAACAUCCAGUUUAACAUUGAUUUUAUACUGACGGUGUAAAUAUUUUGAAUUGUGGGGAAGUUUAAAAUGAUUUUCAAGUCAUAUUUUUACCAUAUUAAAAAACCUAAACCCAAAAGACAAAGUAGUUCCUCAAAAUUUCUUCAUGCUGAUUCUCAUUAAAAUAAUUGGUGAAAGAAAAGCAUAGAUAAGUUAUUAAACUUUAUAAGGCAUCAUCAUGCUUGUUUAUUGUAAUAUUUUAAUAUAUUUUCAUAAAUGGUUAUUCAAAUAAUUACCAAUUUUAACCGUGCAUAUUUUACUCCCAAUUUCGUUUUUAAAAUUGAGAGUUGGUUGGAUGAUAUUCUUUUCUCUUACAUUUUUCAACUAUGUUGAAUAGAGUGAUAUUGCUAAAUACUGAAUAUUUAUCUUUCCACUUAGUUUUGUUAAUGCAUAGUUCACGAAGACUUUUUUUGAAAUGUUUGUGCAUGUGCAAUUCUCCAUUGUGGGGCAGCAGUAAUUCUAAAAAUACAACUUGUGAAUUUCGCUUCAUAUUAACGAUAUCUGGCCAUACUAACUGCAUUUAAACUUUCUUUUUUAUCUAUGCUCACAUGCUAUUAUUACAAAAAAGAGAAGAUGAAAAGAUUGUAUGCUGCUCUGUUGCAUAGUACAUCAGAUCUUGCUAGCGACAUAAAUGAAGAUUCUAUUUUCCAAGCUAUGUACUUGUCUUAAAUCAUGGGCUUGCAUUGAUUUAUAAUAGGAAAGAAAUUAGAACGGAAGAAAUAAUAUGUAACAGUCUGCUAAUGCAUAUAUUUGGUCCACAAACCAGUCUGCAGGUUUUGUUGGAACUGUUGAUAGGUGAGGUGAACAGUCUGAAUAAUUCUAACAUUGGUUAAUAAGUGUUAAGAAAGUGAUAAAUGGGUAAGCUAUAUUUCUAAUCUAGGCAUUUGCAGCUGAUACAGUGAAACUGCAUGCCCUUUUUUGAUGGAUAAAAAAUCUUGGAUCAGUAUCUGCAUUUGUCAACUGUUCAAAUGAGGCUGAACAGCUGAUAUUUCAGACUUUUGGCAUCUCUUCUUAUCAGUUUCAGAUUUAACUGCUCUCAGGUCCUAGCUUUGUACUUCUAUAAUGUAUUGAUGUUUUCCAGGUUUAAAGGCACUUUUUUGACCUGCAAAUAUGUUUCUUGCAAGGUAAACAAAAUUAUGGUUCAGCAUUUCUGAGUGCUUAGUAUUUACAUGGCAUUCAUUUUUUUUUCAGCACAUGACAUCUGGAGCUCAAGCUGUCGGAGAACAAAUAUUUUGAAAGAAAAAUUAUUUUUGCAAUGCAUUCUAUUUGCUAAAUUUGUUGCCUUUGUUUUAAGUUUUCCAUGUUAUUUAUUUUAAAAACUCUCACUGUCAACCUCUAAUACCUAGGCAAAAUAGGAGAAAUUUCCCUUAUGGGAGUCUUUCUUUACUUUGCCAUUCUUAUUGACAAAUAACAUGAAUCAUUGUUUCAGUCAGAAACGUAUCUGAUUUUUUACAAGCUUAUGUCCCUUUACAUCAUGUUAUAUACAGUCUUCCAGUUUCAGUAAGGACUGUUUGUUGGUCUGCAAUUUCCUAUUUUCUUAAUACAAAACUGAAAAGAAACUGCAUCACAGUACUGCUAUAAAAGGGGCCAUGGCUAAGGUAAUAACUGUCACCGAGGCUUGUUUUGAUAUGUUAUCUUUGGUUUAUUUUGGAGAUUAUCAGUCACAUACAGAAACAUACUCUAAUAUAGAUUUUAAAAAAGUGAUCCACAGUGUUCAAACCUGUUGUAUAGGGAUAUAUAAAUAAGUGUAAUAAACCUUUCAGCAAUGCCUUCUUGUUUGGUGCCCAGUAGCUCAAUCAGUCUUUUCCUUGCGACGUUUACUUUUGCUGAUAGGUGGAAUGUUUUCAGUUGACACUGAAUGUAGUAGGUACAAGUUAUGUUUUGCAUGUUAAGUCCCCCACCCAGCCCUCCCUUGAUGUUUUAUUCCACAAUGUCACCAUUUCGAGAAAAGAGGUUCACUGUUUCUUUGUCAUCUCAGUAAAGUAGUAUAUCAAUU